GCCGUUGCAAAAGGGUGGUCUGGAUGUAAUAAUCAAAGGAAGAAAGUUACAGUCAAGCAGACAAACCAUGGAUCCCUAUAUAUAUAAUUAACAAACUUAUUAGUUAUUUCUUCAUCAGUAGGAAGGGCUUCGGGAUCCGAUCUACACCGAAUCGCGAAAACCGUUUAGGGUUUUCUUUUGAAUUUCGCUUUUCAGUUUCUCUCCUCCGACGACUCCGCAGCCGUUGCUGCAUUCCAGAAGAUGAAGAAGACGAAUCGUCGCUCAAAGGAAGCGAGCCCAGUGUACGCCUCGUCGUCAGCUCCUGAAGAUAAGCAAAACUUACAUUACGAGGAGAAGAUUCGUCAGCUCGAACAAGAGAAUAAGGCUUUCCAGAAAGAGAUUGCGGAACUAAGGGAAAGACUUGCCAAUGUUUCAUCUUCUUCUGGUGGUGGUGUUGAAAAGCUCAAAGCGGACUAUCUGCAAAAGCUGAACGUCCUUGAAGAACAGGUAACAACGUUGAAGAAGAAACAGAAUGUUCAGUCUCAAUUCUCAGUACAAAGACCAAAAGGUGACGAAGCAACAAAAAGGUUGCAGUUUGAGAUUCAAAGUUUGAGGGCUCAGAAGGUUCAACUGCAAUGUAAGAUCAAGCUAGAGUCCGUGCAGUUUAGGAUAUGCAAAGCUUCACUGGAAAAAGAAGUUCUUCAGCUUAGGAAAGAGGGAAGGAGGAAUGGGUAUGAGGUGCAAAAGCUAUUCGCUGCAAACCAGAGACUCAAGAUGGUUUUACAGCGGAAGACAGAAGAAGCUUCCAUGGCUACAAAACGGCUGAAAGAGCUGUUAGAAUCUCGAAAAGCUUUGUCUUAUAGAUCAGCUGGUGCAAGAGUUGGGAGCAUUCCUGGAAUUCAGGAUGUCGAGCAUGAGCUUGAAGUCACAGCGAGGUUACAAGGAAUAUGUUCUGAAUAUGAACGUCAAAUGGAAGAGAUGGCUGAUGAGGUUGCAAAGCUCAGGGAGGAAGCGGAAAUGAUGAAGCAAGAAAAUAUUAGGUGCCAAUUACAGGAGAAAGAAGUCGACUGCUUUGAGAAGGAUGUAGAUAUGGAAGACCUAAAAGAACAAGUGUUCUACCUAAGUGGUUUGGUCAGACAACUGCAUAUUCAAAAGGCUGAACUUUCUCAUCGGGGCAAAUCACAGGAUGUUUUGGGUCAACCCUCUUUUACUCUUGGGAGUAGUGAUGAGUUGGAGGGCCGGGAGGCCCCUAAAUCUGAACGUUUUGGGGAAGCUAACAUUGUAAGGGAGAAAAAAGAAGCUGGGGUGUGCUGCUCCUGCAGUAAGAAGUCGUUGUGCAAGACAACCAAGUGUAGAUGCAGAUCUAAUGGAGGUAGCUGUGGAAAAUCAUGCGGUUGUGCACUUUCUAAGUGCACCAAUAGAGAAGCGGCUCCGGUCAAGUUGAGUUGCUCCCUAGAGUUAGAGAUGGCUGAAAGCAGUCUGAACUGUACCAGCAAUGUCGAGGCAGAAAAGACUGGCAUAGCUGCUUCUGAAGGUGCAAUGCUGCUUCAGAAGGCACUAGAUGAGAAGUCUGCUGACAUGAACGAAAAUCUUAGACCAAGAAAGGAGCCUUUAUGUGACAUUGGUAAUAUAUUGAUUGAAUCGGAUGCUAUAAAGUCUGGCGACACAAAGAAAGGGCAAAAGUCAGCAGUUCAGCUUGUUGCUGAUGACCCUCUCUCACUCCCAGAAAAUACCGAAGGCCCAAAAAGAGCAGAUAAAUGCGGAGUGCAGGUAGACAUUCUCGGGAAAUUACCAGGGCCAGUGUUACCGGCAGUCCCAAAUAACGGUGCAUUGACAGAGAAAGAUUCUGCUCAUGCUGAUGAAUUUGUUAUUGGUAAGGCAACUGGUGUUCCUGCUCCUAGAUAUCCAGUUCGACGGGGUAGAGCAUUUAAUCAAAAAGAAAACCACAGCCUUUGAAGUGACAAAUUUUCCUUAAUCCCCAUCAUAAGAAGAAAUUCAUCCCAACACGCAAGUAUGAGAAUUUGACUUCUGUGCUUGAAGUGAAACUCUUGGAAUUUCAAGAGAAUAUGAACCUAAUGGAAGUAAUGAGUUUUCGGACAGAGGGUAUGGAUAAAACUUUUACAUGAUUGGUUUGUCUGUUUGAUAUAGUGAAUGGUCGGAUGCUACUCAAAUUCAGUCAACUUCUGUUGCAUGAAUGCUGUUGAAAUUGUGCUUUUAUAUGAAAAGUAUGGGUUUCAUC
Messenger RNA from Carya illinoinensis, 2218 nucleotides. RefSeq names its product kinesin-like protein KIN-4C. The transcript is spliced from 12 exons. The coding region runs from base 241 to 1935 and encodes 564 amino acids. The record is from RefSeq and is a predicted model, not a curated record. Gene Ontology annotation, molecular function: microtubule motor activity. Gene Ontology annotation, biological process: microtubule-based movement; mitotic spindle organization. Lineage: Eukaryota; Viridiplantae; Streptophyta; Magnoliopsida; Fagales; Juglandaceae.